This is a messenger RNA of Pyrus x bretschneideri (Chinese white pear), 616 nucleotides long. Its product is annotated as histone H2AX. The record is from RefSeq and is a predicted model, not a curated record. Lineage: Eukaryota; Viridiplantae; Streptophyta; Magnoliopsida; Rosales; Rosaceae. Gene Ontology annotation, cellular component: nucleosome. Gene Ontology annotation, molecular function: structural constituent of chromatin; protein heterodimerization activity; DNA binding. The coding region runs from base 110 to 526 and encodes 138 amino acids. The transcript is spliced from 2 exons.
CUUCAAAGUAUCACACACCUUCAAGCCCCACGCCGAUCGCACCGUCGCUUUGCCUCUCGAUUUUUCGCCGCUAGGGUUGCAGAUUCCGGUCCGAAUUUCAAAAUUCGAUAUGAGUUCUCCGACCUCCAAGGGCGGCAGAGGCAAGCCCAAGGCUUCCAAAUCCGUCUCCCGAUCUUCCAAGGCCGGCCUCCAGUUUCCCGUCGGUCGUAUCGCUCGGUUCCUCAAGGCCGGCAAGUACGCCGAGCGUGUCGGCGCUGGCGCCCCCGUCUACCUCUCCGCCGUCCUCGAGUAUCUCGCUGCUGAGGUGCUUGAGCUUGCUGGAAAUGCAGCCAGAGACAACAAGAAGAACCGAAUUGUCCCGAGGCACAUUCAGCUGGCUGUGCGAAACGACGAGGAGCUGAGCAAGCUUUUGGGAGCUGUCACGAUCGCAAACGGCGGUGUUAUGCCCAACAUCCAUCAGAAUCUGCUGCCGAAGAAGGUUGUGAAAGGGAAAGGCGAAAUUGGAUCCGCCUCACAAGAAUUUUAGGGUUGUAUUGUUGUAAUCUGGAAUUUAAUGGGUUGUAAAAUUUUGGGAAAUUUCAGGCUUAAUACAGAUUUAUUAUAGUCUUGUUUGGUA